AUGAAAAGUAAGCCAUCACUGCAUGUCAGACAAGAAUCCAAAGUUCAGGAUUCCAAACAUGAAAAGGAAGAAUCAGAAGGUCUAGAUGACAGUAAAAAAACAGAUGCUAAAGUUCAAGAACCUUCAGCAGUAACUGGCAUUGUUUCUGAUGAGAAAAUUGUCCGGGUGACUGGAAAAAGUGGAGCACAACUUAAAUGUUCAGGUCAGCAGACAAGUGAGAGUCUGUUCAAAGACUAUCUAAUAGAAUUAUAUGGUUCAGUUCCUAAACAGAAAAAAAGUCAAACCCCAGAGAGAACUGAGUUUCUGAGGGAACGUCAAGAAUCAAAAGUAACAGCAGAAGCACAGCAGCACAUUGUGCAGGAAUCCAAAAAGAGCAUCCAAGAGGCAGUCUUGCCAGGAUCCAAAAAAGCCAGCCAACAGCUGGAAACCCAAGGUUCUAGAAAGAGUAUUCAAGAAUCAGAAUCAGCCAAGCGGGAAGCACGAGAGCCUCGAAAGAGUCCCCAAGAGCCAGAGAUGACAGGAUCCAGAAAAGCCAGCCAACAGCUAGAAGCCCGAGAGUCUCGGAAGAGUCUCCAGGAGCCAGAGGUGCCAGGAUCCAGAAAAGCCAGUCAACAGCUAGAAGCCCGAGACUCUCGAAAGAGUUUCCAGGAGCCAGAAAUGCCAGGGUCCAGAAAAGCCAGCCAACAACUGGAAGCCCGAGAAUCUCGGAAGAGUCUCCAGGAGACUGUAGUGCCAGGGUCCAGAAAAGCCAGCCAACAGGUGCAAGCCCGAGAGUCUCGAAAGAGUCUCCAAGAGCCAGAGGUGACAGGAUCCAGAAAAGCCAGCCAACAGCUAGAAGCCCGAGAGUCUCGGAAGAGUCUCCAGGAGGCAGAGGUGCCAGAAUCCAGAAAAGCCAGCCAACAGCUGGAAGCCAAAGAAUCUAGAAAGAGUCUCCAAGAGGCAGAGGUGCCAGGGUCCAGAAAAGCCAGCCAACAGCUGGAAGCCCGAGAGUCUCGAAAGAGUCUCCAAGAGGCAGAGGUGCCAGGGUCCAGAAAAGCUAGUCAACAACUGGAAGCCCGAGAGUCUCAAAAGAGUCUCCAAGAGCCAGAGGCUCCAGGUUCCAAAAAAGCCAGCCAACAGCUGGAAGCCAAAGAAUCUAGAAAGAGUCUCCAGGAGGCAGAGGUUCCAGGUUCCAGAAAAGCCAGCCAACAGCUGGAAGCCAAAGAAUCUAGAAAGAGUCUCCAGGAGGCAGAGGUGCCAGGGUCCAGAAAAGCUAGUCAACAACUGGAAGCCCGAGAGUCUCAAAAGAGUCUCCAAGAGCCAGAGGCUCCAGGUUCCAAGAAAGCCAGCCAACAGCUGGAAGCCAAAGAAUCUAGAAAGAGUCUCCAGGAGGCAGAGGUUCCAGGUUUCAGAAAAGCUAGCCAACAGGUGGAAGCCCAAGAGUCUCGAAAGAGUCUCCAGGAGGCAGAGGUGCCAGGGUCCAGAAAAGCCAGCCAACAGGUGGAAGCCCAAGAGUCUCGAAAGAAUCUCCAGGAGGCAGAGGUGCCAGGGUCCAGAAAAGCCAGCCAACAGCUGGAAGCCCGAGAGUCUAGAAAGAGUCUCCAGGAGGCAGAGGUGCCAGGGUCCAGAAAAGCCAGCCAACAACUGGAAGCCCGAGAAUCUCGGAAGAGUCUCCAGGAGCCAGAGGUGCCAGGAUCCAGAAAAGCUAGCCAGCAAAUGAUAGCCCGAGAGUCUAGAAAGAGUCUCCAAGAGCCAGAGAUGACAGGAUCCAGAAAAGCCAGCCAACAGCUAGAAGCCCGAGAGUCUCGGAAGAGUCUCCAGGAGCCAGAGGUGCCAGGAUCCAGAAAAGCCAGUCAACAGCUAGAAGCCCGAGAGUCUCGAAAGAGUCUCCAAGAGCCAAGAAGUCAGGCUUCACAACAGGAAAUCCUUUCUAAACAACAGGCACAGAGCAUCAGAGAUUCUAAAGAAAAAGCGAUCACAGGAGAGACGGUUCUUCCCAAGGGGCCAGAAAAAGAACUGGCAGAAAUAGCUAAGACACAGCUUAUCAGGCAGGAAAGCCAAAAAUCCCAGCAAGGCAGUCAGGAAUUAAAAGGAAAGGAAUCCCAAGAUGACAGACAAAUAAAAGAUUUGAUAGCUGCAGCUGGAAAAGUGGCAGAUAUAACACUACAGACUGACAGCGGUGUGAGCAUUUUCAGACGUAAAGAACUGAUGGACCAAAAUGAACAAACAGGUCUCUCUUCUGGCAGUUCAACAAGCAGCAGAGGAUCUAUGCAAAAAUUUCUACAGGAAAGACCACCAAAAAAAUCCCAGUUCGAAACUCAAAGGGAAGGGCAGGAAUCAAGACGUGGCAGUCAAGAUAUGAAAAGUAAGCCAUCACUGCAUGUCAGACAAGAAUCCAAAGUUCAGGAUUCCAAACAUGAAAAGGAAGAAUCAGAAGUAAGAGGAUCCAGAAAAGCCAGCCAACAGCUAGAAGCCCGAGAGUCUCGGAAGAGUCUCCAAGAGGCAGUCUUGCCAGGAUCCAGAAAAGCCAGUCAACAGCUAGAAGCCCGAGAGUCUCGGAAGAGUCUCCAGGAGCCAGAGAUGACAGGAUCCAGAAAAGCCAGUCAACAGCUAGAAGCCCGAGAGUCUCGAAAGAGUUUCCAGGAGCCAGAGAUGACAGGAUCCAGAAAAGCAAGCCAACAGCUGGAAACCCAAGGUUCUAGAAAGAGUAUUCAAGAAUCAAAAGUAACAGCAGAAGCACAGCAGCACAUUGUGCAGGAAUCCAAAAGAGCAUCCAAGAGGCAGUCUUGCCAGGAUCCAGAAAAGCAAGCCAACAGCUAG
This is a messenger RNA of Ahaetulla prasina, 2799 nucleotides long. Its product is annotated as neurofilament heavy polypeptide-like. The record is from RefSeq and is a predicted model, not a curated record. Lineage: Eukaryota; Metazoa; Chordata; Lepidosauria; Squamata; Colubridae. The transcript has 3 exons. Bases 1 to 2799 code for a protein of 932 amino acids.